GCAGAGCAAGCACAAGGAGGAGGAGGAGGAGGAGGAGGAGAGAGGUGUAGUCUUAUGGGCGAUACUACCGGCGAUGACCUCGCGAUCCCUGAGUUUACGGCAUACGGGGAGUCAGAAGAACGGUUAUGGGGACUGUAUAGAACUGAUGAGGAUGAGUGCAAGAUGGAAUGUGAAGAUGACGUCAACAGUGGUCUCGAAUCCAAUGCUAUGGAGCUUGGAAAGGUGAGUAAUGAGGCGGCAGUCGAAGAGAGAAGGGGCGGCGACGGUGGCGGCGGUGGCAAGGCCACAUCUGGGGCAAGUCUAAGUGGGGUUAGUCAGAGCCAGCCAGGCUCAGGACCUCUGAAUCAUGUUGCCGAAAGGAAUCCUGCCAGCGAUGAUCAUGAUGAUGACAUCCUGGACGAGUCGUUUGGCGCUGUGGAAGACCGAGUUUUGGACAAACAGUGCCAAUCUAUGGCUUCGUCACCGGUGGCAGCUGAGCUUGUAUCGCCCUCAUUUUUGCACCACGAGGAGAACAUAGUAGGGCCUGAUGGAGAUGAUGACGACGAUGAAGAACUUAAUGAAGAGCAUACGCUGCUGGUUGGGGAUGUGCUGGAAUUGCAAAAGAUUGGGACUGAGGAUGAUGAAAAGAGUGACAGCAAGGAUGACGAAGAUGAGAACUGUAGCAAAGGGGGAAAAGACUGUGUUGUGGAGAGUAAGAGAGAGGAAAAGAAGUCCGGCGUCCAGAACAAGGAUGAGGGAAAGAGAGCCCACCCCUGGGAAGAUGAUGAUAAUGUUGACGGCGAAUUGUAUGACGAUAGGCAGAUGCUUUACGCCAAGAAAGUAGAGGAGGAAAGCAAUGGUGUGGGAGGAGGGGAGGAGCAAGCUGGCGACAAUGAUCACGAGCAUAAUGGUGCUGCUGCGUCGACUGCUGCUACUGCUGCUGCUGCUGCUGAUGAUGAUGAUGAUGACAAGACCAGUGAUGAUGACGAUGAUGAGGUUCGACACAGUGCUCGGGGCAUCGUUGUGGUUGAAGAUGAUGACUAGGGAAAUAAAUGCUCCACGUCAGGAAAGAAGGCGGCUCUGUAUGUUUUAUGAAAGAUCAACCAAUUGCUCAUUGGCGACUUGCUGUUCAUAGUCUGUAAGCUUAGGCUUCAGCGGCUCGGGUUGCGCUUCUUGCUAUAUCCAGACAAGAUUUUGUGGAGUGCGAUGUGAGGAGCCAGGAUGUCUUCACUGCAAUUUGCUUUGCAGCUGAUUAGUUGGGUUGCAUGUGAAAGAGAGAGGAGGGGGGCAGGGGGAAGGGGGGGAGAGAACGAGGAGCAGCAGGAUUGUUGAUGAUGGAUCGAAAUGUAUGCACGCAUGCAGCACAUCAAAACUAUUGUGUAUGAUCUCAUGAGGCUCUCGGUAUCUGUUGUUCUCUCUUUGCUCGAACACUACCGCACACACCCAUGUACCUACUACGCUUACCCAGCCAAGGUUCAGGAAGAUGGCUUAGGCUCCGUCGCACACACACACAUGUACCUACACUAAUCCAGCCAGGGUUAAGGGAGAUGGGUUAGGCUCCGUCUGUCUGGAGUUUAGACGAACGGGUGAUCAUGUCUGGUAGACGGUUUAGUUCCCAUUCCCCCUGCUGCUGGUGCGUUGCUCGUCUCCUCCCAUCAUGGUUGCAACGGUGCGAGCGAG
Chara braunii is the source of this 1659-nucleotide messenger RNA. The record is from the annotation of a GenBank genome assembly. Lineage: Eukaryota; Viridiplantae; Streptophyta; Charophyceae; Charales; Characeae.